This is a messenger RNA of Chaetomium strumarium, 3245 nucleotides long. RefSeq names its product Spc98 family-domain-containing protein. The record is from RefSeq and is a predicted model, not a curated record. The transcript is spliced from 2 exons. Gene Ontology annotation, cellular component: gamma-tubulin complex; mitotic spindle pole body; spindle pole. Lineage: Eukaryota; Fungi; Ascomycota; Sordariomycetes; Sordariales; Chaetomiaceae. Gene Ontology annotation, biological process: spindle assembly; mitotic cell cycle; microtubule nucleation. Gene Ontology annotation, molecular function: gamma-tubulin binding; microtubule minus-end binding. Bases 165 to 3020 code for a protein of 951 amino acids.
AAACGCUGUUAGCCGUUUCUUUCAGGUGCCUUUAUCCCACCCCGUCGCGUCGCGUUACUACCACCUGCAGCGUGAAUGUCCAGCUAGGAAAACACAGCAACACAGCAAGAUGCGAUGAAUGGGCACUGGUCAUCCACACGGCUACCAUUGGGCACUAUGCAACCAUGGCCAACAAUCAGCGCAACCGAGUGUCGAAUGCCAUCGACAGUCUGAUCACGCACCUGGUGCCCAGCAUUCCCGGCGAGAACGAACAGAGGGCCCAAGAGAGACACGAUGCCUGCUUCGAGCUCGUCCGGACCAUGCUCGAGCGCCCGGACUCGCCUGCCAUCUCAUCCGACGUCAACCACGCCUCAGACCUCAUCAAGCGCAAGUUGAUCCAGAGCAACCCCAGUCAGGCCCUGAGGUUCUCGAAUCUUUACACUAGGCUGCUUUCGCUGCCAGUUCUUAACCAGAAGUGGGCGAUCCUAUACCUGCUGUACAAGCUCUCCGAUUCCCCGGAUGCCAACGAGCCCCUACCGCUGAGCCCGGCGCAACGAGGCCCCCCUGGUCCUGUCGAGAAAGAGAGGCGCUCCAGGGCGUCAACGGUCGUCGGCGCACCCGAGGAUGAGUCCGUCCGCGAGGCGUUUGCCCCGGGCGGGUUGAAGAAGCUCCCCACGGAGAAGCCGAAGCGCAGCCAAACGGACGAGAGACCGCCCACGGAAGCCCCCGCCGACAGUCCUCCGAAGAAGGCCGGAAGGGAUGUCUCGACAAAGCCGGCCCAGCCGGCCGAGAUCUCUGACGAGCUUGCGCCGUCGGAGAUGGCCCUCUUGAGAGAUCUACCUUACACUCUCCAAGGGCUCUCGUCCACCACGCUUUCUUUUGCCAAGGAUACCGCCCUGAAGCUACCCGCCACACUGCCCAUUCCCAUUAUCUCGCUCUUGCAUACGCUCGCCGAGCCUUCGUUACUGUACAGAGGACUCGCAUCUUUUGCGAAAUCGCCGGCCAAGGGGCUGCUGGGCCAGAGUCUGCGUGCCGCCAUCAACAAUGAGCUGCGGUCAUAUCUCACCCUUGUCGCAACCCUCGAAGGCCAAAUACGGCGAGCGCUCUCUUCUCUCGACGAAUCUGCGCCUCGCGGCGGGAUUGGCAAGGCUGGCGUGACCCUGAAGCGCUGCGUGGUCUGGACCCGCGAGGCCACCAUGGGCCUACGGCUGAUGUCUCUCAUCGCCGAGGAGAGCAACACCAAGCAUGGCGGGCAGCUGAUCAGCAUGAUCCACGGUUUCUCUACCUCUCACGGAGACCCGGUUGUAGCCGCGUUUGCUGAGCGACUCCUCGCCGACGUCACGCGACCGUUCUACGACAUUCUCCAGCGCUGGAUCUAUGACGGGGAGCUUUCGGACCCGCAUCUGGAAUUCUUCGUCAGGGAGCAGAGCGCCAGCGACGAGAAUCGGAAGGAAUCCAAGGCCAAGGGUCAGGCCAGUGUUUGGAACUCCAAGUACGAGGUCGUUGACGCCAUGGUGCCGAGCAUCAUCACGACCGACUUCGCGCAGAAGGUGUUCUUGAUAGGAAAGUCGCUCAACUUUAUCCGCCAUAGUUGCGGUGACAGCCAAUGGGUCGACGCAUACAGCAAGUCUUCAUCCAAGCAACUAAGCUACGGUGACACGGCAACGCUCGAGAAGUGGAUCGACGAAGCGUAUAAGACAACAAUGCGGCGCCUGAUGCACCUCAUGAGCAACCGCUUCCAUCUCUUCGACCACCUACAAGCGUUGAAGAAUUACAUCCUCCUCGGGCAGGGCGAUUUCAUUGCGCUGCUGAUGGAGUCACUUGCGGCAAACCUAGACCGGCCAGCCUUUGCGCAGUACCGCCACACCCUGACAGCGCAGCUGGAACAUGCCAUCCGAGGCUCCAACGCCCAGUAUGACAGCGACGAAGUCCUCAGGCGGCUAGAUGCCCGCAUGCUACAGCUCAGCCACGGUGACAUCGGCUGGGACUGCUUCACUCUCGAAUACAAGAUCGAUGCGCCCGUCGACGUGGUCGUCACGGAGUGGGGCAACCGGCAAUACCUCAAGGUGUUCAACUUUCUAUGGCGCGUCAAGCGCGUCGAGUUCGCCCUCGCUUCCACCUGGCGCAAGUGCAUGACCGGCUCUCGCGGCGUUCUCCAGACCUCGGACGAGCAGGUCCUCCAGAUCUGGCAGCGCACCCGCGGCACGCUCGCCGAGAUGGUCCACUUCGUCGGCCAGCUGCAGUAUUACAUCCUCUUCGAGGUGAUCGAAUCCAGCUGGACCGAGCUCCAAAAGAACAUCCGCAAAGAGGACUGCACGCUCGACGAUCUCAUCACCGCGCACACACGGUACCUCACGGCCAUCACGCACAAGGGCUUGCUCGGCGCCCGCCGGCGGCAGUACCACGAGUCCCUGAAAGAAGCCGCCGCGCGCGAGGGCCGCGACCCGGCCGAUCUCGCGGGCGUGUCGGAGGACCGCAACUCGUAUAUGGUCCAGCUCAGCGAGCUGCUACGCACCAUGCUCGCCUACCGCGACUGCGUGGACGGCCUGUAUAGCUGGUCGCUCUCCGACUUCACCCGGCGGCAGGAGGCCGACGCGGUGGGGAUCAUGCGCAGGGCGAAGAGGCCCAAGCUGUCAUCGUCCGGCCACCAUCAUCACCCGUCAGGAGGCGGCAGCGGCAGCAUGGAUCUCGACAACGACCCGUUCACCACCACUUCCUCCGCUGGCAGCGGGCUGGGAGCUAAUGAUACCAACGAUCCAAAGUCGGAACUGCCCGCGCUCCAAGAGCGGCUGACACAGCUGGGUUCCAGCUUCCGCACCAGACUGCAGAUCCUGCUGGGCGACCUGGCGUACCAGCCGGAUGUCGAUAUGCGCUUCCUGGGCGUGUCGAUGAAUUUCAAUGAUGUGUAUCAGCCAGUGAAGCGGAAGAGGUCUGCAGCAGCGUCAUCGGGGAGCGCCGGCGCCCAGGCUCAGGCUCAAGCUCAGCACGGUGCAGGGGGAAGUGGAUCGGCAGCUGCGGCGGCGAAUACGUCUCGGGCAUAGGGGCUCAAGGUGAGCACGCCGAAGACGCCUGUGGCACAAGUCAUUCACUCGGCUUAGCGGUUUAUCUUACGGGGUCGGGUAGUGUUUAGGUUGGUUUGUUCGGGCGUUAGGAGCGUUUUGGGUGCUGGGAGGGGAAGGGGAAUGGAAAAGGUCGUGAGGGACGGGAAUGAAAGUUCAAGGGGGUAAGCAUAACUGAGAUAUGAAUCAAGCUUUGCAUUCUCUGGC